AUGCAGAGCUUCUUGAUGUUGUUGCGGGAGCAGCGGUGUUCCUGCUCACCUACCUCAGAGCUGGUGACCCUGGCAGGCAGGCUGUGUCGGGACCUACAGGAUGACCUUUCCCAGGUGCAGCCUUUGGUGACGGCUGUUCUGGAAAGCCCUCUUCGUCCAUGCUUCCUGGACAAUGCAGAUGUGACCCUGGUGUGUGCCCGUGUCCUGGUCCAGCAAGGGCAGCCCCAGGUGGCCUGCAGGCUUCUGGAGGGUUGCCAGGUGCCGGGAGGCAGUCGGGAGCUGGUGCAGCUCUGGAAUGACAUUCACUACCACCUGGCCAGGAGGAAGCUGGGCGUGGCUGCGCUGACCCCAGUGCAGAAAUUCCGCUGCAGGAAGAGGAAUCCACCACCUACUGCCCUCAGUCCUGAUGGCCCUAAGAGCCGGCACUUCCCCAGGGAGGUUCGCCAGCAGCUGUGGCACUUUGUCUCAAACGUGAACAGCAACCCCAGCAAGGCCGAGCGGGAGAAACUGGCUUUGGAAACUGGCUUGACCACUGGGCAAGUGUACAACUGGUUUGCCAACCACCGACGGCGUCAGAGGUUCCUUCUCCAGCAAGGACAGCAAGCCUGGCAGGCAGUGCCUGAGACCCCCAGUGCAAAGGAGAGAGGUCUUGGGCCUCUGCCAUCCUCAAGCCGCUGGUGCACUGGAUCUGGGUUUGUGAGCAGGCCCCCAAGGUCUGGAUUAAAUGAUGUGCAUAAUGGUCCCCAGAGAAUGUACCUGGAGGAGGAUCUGUUUCCGGGUGGUGGGCAAAUAGAGACUGGAAGCGCCCUGGUGACACAGCCCUGGCUGCAUGCUCCAGAGUUCGUUGUCCCCCGCAGCCCCCCAGAGCUGGUGUUUGCCCUGCCUGCCUACCCAGACGCUGUGUCCACAGAGGAGUUGAGCCAGUCUUUGUCCUCCCACCAGGUGCAGUGGCCUGAUGACAGCCAAGCCUCGUGUGAUGCCUCCUGGGGUGCCCAGAUGCUCCUGGAGUUUUCAGGGGGCAGCCUGGGUUGCCAGGUCCCCAUCCCAAGAACCCUGAGUGUAGACUGUCCAGUCAUUCAAUCCAGAGAGUUAGAGUUUCAUCACAAAUAA
Octodon degus (degu) is the source of this 1110-nucleotide messenger RNA. RefSeq names its product anomalous homeobox (gene Anhx). Lineage: Eukaryota; Metazoa; Chordata; Mammalia; Rodentia; Octodontidae. The record is from RefSeq and is a predicted model, not a curated record. Gene Ontology annotation, cellular component: transcription regulator complex; nucleus. The coding region runs from base 1 to 1110 and encodes 369 amino acids. Gene Ontology annotation, molecular function: RNA polymerase II cis-regulatory region sequence-specific DNA binding; DNA-binding transcription factor activity, RNA polymerase II-specific. The transcript is spliced from 7 exons. Gene Ontology annotation, biological process: regulation of transcription by RNA polymerase II.